UUUAAGAUGGAAACACUGUAUUAACCGAUGAAUUCUUUCUGGUUGUUCCCUCAAUGCUGAGGAUCGUGACUGUAUGUCAAUCAUCUCCACUCGGUCCGGCUCUGCGCCAUAUGUACCGGUCAUUUAAUCUGGCCUCCAGUCACCUCCUUGAGUUGGUCCACCCAUCUAGCUGGCGUUCUUCCUCCGAUGAAUAGUGUGAUAGUAUUUAUUAUGGCUCUACAUUGUCAACUUACUGCCAAUUGUGAACGCAAUCACGUAAGCCCGAACGCCCGGAUGUGCAUAGAUCUGAUAUCAUUCUCCUAUCUCGAGACUUGUAGUAUGUUGUGUCAAUGGAUAAAAUAGCUGUUUUUAAAUAUUUGAUGAAUUUUAUGUCAACAAUAAGCGUUAUGAAUUUGGUGUCUGUUUUGUUUCGAUAUAUUGAAAACUAGCGACCCGUCCUCGCUUCGCUUCGGAAACUGUAAUUUAUUAUUGAUUUCUCCACCAUUUAAUGGACUUUAUUAUACAUAUUAUUAUAAACCUUCCUCUUCAAUCACUCUAUCUAUUAAAAAAAACCGUAUCAAAAUCCGUUGCGUAGUUUUAAAGAUUUAAGCAUACAUAGGGACAUAGGGACAGAGAAAGCGACUUUGUUUUAUACUAUGUAGUGAUUAUCCGCGCUUCUUGGUUUUGAUGGCGAACGAUGUCCAGGUGGUUCAAGUGGAAGUCGAGUCUCGAUUUGUCACCCGGUUGCUCUUCGAGAAGACGCGUAGUACAGAUUACACAUAAUUUUCUUGAAUCUCCCUCCUCGAUUCGUCCCACUGGUCACUUAGUAGUCAAAUCAGGAGAUAGGGUCAGGAUUCAGGCGAGAACAUUAUCCCGAGAUAAUUUUUGGGCUUGACAAAUUUUUGAUGAUAUAGUUAUAUCAAAUCAAACUACAAAUGAGACUGGUGGUAGGACGUCUUGUGGGUCCGCACGGGUAGGUACCACUACCAUGCUUAUUUCUGCCGUGAAGCAGUAAUGCGUUUAGGUUUGAUGGGCGGGGUAGCCGUUGUGCUAUUAAAAGUAAAACCUUACAACUCAUUGUCUCAAGGUGGGUGGCGGCAUUGAGUUGUAGAUGUCUAUGGGCUCCCAUAACCACAUAAGAUCUGGGCCGUGAGCUCGUCCACUUAUCUAAGCAAUAAAAAAAAAGAGUUUUAUAAUUUUUUCAAACACUAAUUACACAUUAAGUAAUAUUAAAAAUAAACAAAUAUAGUGGAUAUGUAUGUAACAAGUGUAAGCUCAAAACAAAAGUUUUUUUACACUUGAUUAUACAGACGAUAUUAGAAUUAUUAUUUACAUUUAUUACAAAGAAACACUAGUUUCAUUGCCUUUUACUUUUCCAAUCAGUGCCGGAGUUUAAAAUAUAUGUAAAAAAAUAAUCGAAUUGAUUUAAUACAACAUGAAAUUAUAGGUGACAAAAAAAAAGAUUUUUAUUAAUUUUCUCACUGUGUCGUUCAUAAAUCUAUACGAAAAGUCAUAUCGUUUUUGCUGCGUGAAAAAAGGACCAAUAAAACUUUUUUGGGACGCUAUGAAAAUGCUAACGUGUACAAUUUACGUCAGUCUUAAAAAAUAAUAAUCUUAUUAUAUCCUUUAAUUUGAAAAAAGUAUUCAAGCGGUUCGAACGUGUCGAAUAUUUGAUAAGGAGAUCGAUAAAUAAAACAUUAAGAUAUGCGUUCGUUUUGUUGUUGGAUUCAAGGGACUUUACCUACGUUUGCCGCAUUCAACGUCACUGUAAUGUAUAUCCAUCACCGGCGAGCAUGAUGGUCGCGAGCACAAUGAUAACAGACGACAAGAGUACAGAGGAGUUGCAGAAACGAUUCGGCGAGCUCUUAGAUGAGAACUUGAUACUGAAGGAAACUUUAAAGCAGAAUAAUGAUUCGAUGAAGGAACAGUUCCUGCUGAUCGCCUCCUGUCAGGAGGACAUGAUGAAGACCCAUAUGCUGCACAAGGAGAAGUUCGAAGAGACCAAGGAACUGGUCGAGAGACUCCGUCAAGAGAACAAGAAGUUAAAGUUCGACAUCCAGCAUCUGGACGACAGCAGGCCUAGGGUCGCGGAGGGUCCGCCGGCGCGGUCCGGGCCGCCGUCCGCCGUGGAGUUCGUGUCGGCGCCCGACGACGACACCAUGAACAAGCUCACGGCCCAACUGGCGCUCGUCGAGAAGCAAAGGCGACAGGUUAUAGUUGAGAAUGAGAAACUGACCUGGCAGAAGGAGUCCCUGGAGCAUAUAGUUGACGCAACGUCCAAGGAGAGGGACGACUUGAAGGAGAAACUGAAACGGGUCGAGCUUCAAAUGUUGAGCCGGGAGACUGAGCACGCGCUUGAAACCGAGAAACUAAGCUUCACGAUCAAGCAGCUUAAGGACCAGCUGCAAGCGGUCAGCGGAGACACGAGCGUGUCGUUAGAGGAAGUGAAGCGACGUGACGUCACGAUACAGCAGCUGCAGAACAAGAUAGCGAUGUUGCAGAACGAGCUCAAGACCGCGCAGCUGAAGAUUUUGGAUCUGGAGAACGUGAAGCUGCAGUUCAGCAAGCACAAGUCCGACGCGAACGAAACCGUUAAAGUGUACAAGGAUCAGAUACAGGACCUGCAGAAUAAACUCAAGGAGGCAUCGACCAUUGUGUUCCAGCCCGCUCGGAUAUCGUGCGGCGCGGCGGAGUCUGACCAGUCCAACGUCAACGCGAACGUGAAGCUGUACGACAGAACCUUGAAGCAUCUAGCUGAGCUGCUCAACGUGCUAAUAUACGGGCUCUCCGACAGCCUGGCGGAGACGGUGGGGCUGCUGGGCAGUCUGAGCGACCUGGAGCUGGGCCGUUGCUCGGCGGGGCAGCUGCGCGCCGGGCUCGCCGAGCUCAAGCAGCAGCUGGAGAAGCAGCACAGCGCCGUGCUCAGCAACAUCGGUCAAGUAAGGGGGACGUUGUCGAUAUUCGAAGGGAUAUUCAAAGAUUGUAGUAACAUCCUCGACAGCAAGGCCAAGGAAGCGAAGAAUCCCGGAACUCCCAACAUUGAGAUGCUGACCUCGGCGCUUGUGGCCCGGGGACAGGAGCUGCAGAUGCUGAAAGUUGAGAUCGAUAAGCUGAAGGAGGAGAAAGAGGACACGGAGCUUUUGAAAGCACAACUCGAGUUAUACAAGAGCGACUUCGAAGCGGAACGAGAGUCUCGUCAAGAGAUGGCCAGUGAAAAGGAAACCGUGCUCACGGACCUCAGGAAAACUCAACGAAUGAACCAAGAGCUGACGCAACAGCUGGACGAGGUACGGAGGCUGAACUCGGACGUUUACCAGAGGGCCACAGCGAAGCGAUCGGCGCCCUCCGCCGCCGCCCCCCGCCCCGCCGCGCCCUCCCCCCGCUCCCCCCCAUCCAGCACCGGCAACAUGGUGUACACGUGCCCGAAGUGCAUACGGUUCUCCUGCGACCAGUACAAAGUCAUGGAGGACCAUUUCGAUUUUUGCCUCGACGACUUUUAAAACGUUUGUACGUACGUUUUAUGUUAACGUUAAAUACUGUGCGAGAUAAAUGUUGCCGGAAUCGAAGACCGUAUCUUUAUAGAAAGGGAAUAUAGAACCGAUCGAUUCUAAUUUUGAAGAGAAAUACGUCAUGUUGUUUUGAUUGAAGACUUGAAGAUUGAAGACAUUUUAUUGGUGGUAGGACCUUAUGUGAGUCUGCACGGGUAGGUACCACCACCCUGCCGUGAAGCAGUAAUGCGUUUCGGUUUGAAGGGCGGGGCAGCCGUUGUACUGAGAUCUUAGAACUUAUAUCUCAAGAUGGGUAGCGUAUAUACGCUGUAAAUGUCUAUGGGUUCCAGUGUCGACUUAACACCAGGUGAGCUGUGAGCUUGUCCACACAUCUAAGCAAUAAAAAAAAUGAGCGGAUGAAGGGGUCAAGUACCAUUUUUAAGAAUUUUGAUUUUUUACGUUGAAUGGAGGUGUUAUGCGCCUAUAAACCAAUUUAGACCUUAAAACUCUGGGUUUAAAAGCUAUUUUUAGAAAUUGCAUCCGAUGAAGGAUUUAUGUACCAAGAAAAAAUAUCACGUUGAAUGAAAGUGACAUGGGCACUUAACGUAUUCUUUAAUUUUAAAUUAUUCCAAACAAUAAUAUCCUCCAUAUUGGUGAAGAUAUGGAAGUACUUUUCACGUUUAAAAAAAAAGAAAAAUGACAGCAAACAACGCAUAAUAUCUCAAAAAUAAGUAACAAAAGCUUGUUGCCCGUUUUCUCGAAAUUAACAAGUUGUAUCAUAUCCCAUUCAUCCACUCAUGUCUUCAAUUAAAGUAAAGAGAACACGUAAUGUAAAGCAAAACUGUAAGGGUUCGAUGACCCGAUCGAUUUUAUGACAGCAAUUUCUUUUGUAAUGUCCUCGUUUUCGGCAAUGCCUUUAUUAUGCUUGGUAUGUAUGGGUAAUAAUUUAAUCUUGAAUCCUUGAAUGUAGAAUGAUAAAUGAAAUAAAACAAAAGUCACUUUGCGAAGCACAUCCUCCCAGGUGUUGCCAAGUACUAAAGUAAGGAGGCAGGAGUAGAUGAAUUUCAUUAAUAAAUUGAUGAAUUGCAUACAUUUUGGAAUUUAAUGAAUAUAAUGCUCUCUCGAGAUUAUUAGAAAAUUUAUACAAUUUCCGUGAAAAAAUAUGCAAAACGAACCACAAUUAAAAACAUUAUUUCAAACAAAAAUAAUAUAUUUAUUAUUCUAGCAUUCGGAAAGAGGUUAUGUUAUUAUCUACUAUUCCUAAAAAGAGAUAGUGUUGCCAAUGCAGAAAUUAGUUUGUAAUAAUAUGAUAUCAUAUGUAUAUUUUCGAUUGAUAGCUACAAUAAACUCUAGCAACACUGUUUUAACAGAUUGAUACUGUAUUCAUGUUUCUCAAUGAACUAUUCAGAUAUUGACUUGUUUUUUCUGAAAUUUCACGGCGCACGCUUACUAAUAAACUGACCUAACUCAUUAAAACAAAUUGUCACAUUACAGCAUUGUCAAAAUUUGCAUGAGUAAAAGAGACAAACAGUCACAGUUGUUCCGUUUAGAACAGCCUUUCCCAAAGUCGUCGAUAACGCCCCCUUGUGGGCGCUGCAGGCCUAAAGGGGGGCGGUAAGAGACCCAGAAAAAAAGGGGGCUUGGGAGGCGAGAUGUAAAUUUAUUCAGGAGGACUCUUAGACAUCAAGUGAGCUCUCGCUAUAGUGGCUUUUCAGUAGAUGAAAAAAUGGGGGCGCUAAAAAUUAAUUUAUUCUCAAAGUGGGCAGUAGACAAAAUAAGUUUGGGAACCCCUGGUCUAGAAUAAAUCUAUAUGUUUGCUUAAUCCCCUUUAAACCUAAAUCUUAAUUGGUCAGUCGAUUAUUAAUCGUGCGAUGUCUCCAUGUAUACAAACAAAAAAAAUUAUUAAAAGUAUUUUUAGAUUUUAAGUUUUCUUUUUUAGGUAACUUUUAAAUAUAUUUAAAUUUUAGUCAAUGUUAACACAGGUUAGGUAGGUCAGUGCCAUUUUUAAGUAUUUGUGGAACUAUGGAACUAAACUAUAUAUGUAAUAUUUAAAAUUAAACCAAAGCACGGUAAAUGUGAAAUACUAUGAGUGUUCCGUUAGUGUAAAUUGCACAAACGACAAUAAAUUUAUUUAAAAUUGAUCAUCGAUCAAAAGUUAUUUAAUUGUUAAUAGAGAAACCGUAAUGUACGACGUGCAUUGAGUGCGUAUGCCGAGUACAAUGCGUCCUUAGUAUGGGUAUCCAAAAUCGACAUCGCGAAAUCAGCCUGUGUUCGACUCAAUGGUACAGUAUUAUUGUAUUGUUAUCCGGUAUACAAGAAAUUUGCGGAUUUAAUGACGAUAACACAAUAACUAUUUGAAGUUGAUGAAAGUUUGACAAAAAUAUUCCAUUGUAAAAUGUACCUACAUUCCCUCAGUUACAUAUGUAGAAGCAGUAGUUAGUAGUGCUGCUUCACUAACUGUAUUGGGUAGGCACUGACACGAAGGAUGGGUAAAACAGUGAGUAUGAAUAUGUACUGCUCGCAGUUUCCAAGAUUAUCGAUAUAUCCCCGAACGUGUUUUGAACAACAAUAAUUGGUGAUGGUCUAAAAUCACAAGCGACAGCGAUUUUGACAAAUUGUAAGGCGGUAGCCCAAGUAGUGGCGGAUUAGUGAGUCGCCAUACGUACAUACAAGAGACACUAAUAUAAAUCCAGACCAAGAGAGGUCACAGGCGCUCGCCGUACCCGCUUACCGCCCCCAUCGCCUAGGCGGAAGGCGGUUUCUUUCACAAACUCGCAUGGUAUUCAAUUGGCACUUCAUUACAUUCCUUUUUGACACUAACGCAAAACCUUAUGUCUAUAUGUAUUGUAAGCAACAUGCUCACAUUUUUUUAUGUUAAUAUUUUCCGAUAGACACAUCCCGUAUUCGAAAUUAUUUAGAUUAUCGUGUAUAUAUAAUAGUAUGUUUAAUUAUAUUGACUAUAAAACAAUAAUAAACCUUAGAAUUUGGAAUCGUUAUGGCCUCGUGGUGUGAGCUGGAUUAUAGUUCUGAAUGGCCUCAAGUGGGAAUGGUCAAAAUAUAAAUAAAACUAUUUCAAUAGUUUGAUACCUUGAUUAAAAAAAUUUGACGGUAGUCAACAUAAUGUUCAAAUGUCGACAGAUGCAGCUCAGUCUUAUUCGACCACGGAAACUGUAAAUGAUUUGUAAUGUCGAAAAUAAUAUUAGACAUAUUGAGAAUACAAAUCGCAAGAUUAAAUUGUAAAAGUAGUUUUACAUGUUUGAAUGAUUCUUCAAAAGCGAAUAACGUGCGUUCACAAAAUCAUAAAAUUUCCCACUAAAUCAUAGCAUCUUACGUUUUGACAGAUUAGUGUUGCCAUAUCAUUAGCUAAUUAAUUUCCGUUUCUUUCGUACAUGAGUAGUUUAAAAAAAGUUAAAAGAGUGAUACAAUAUUUUUAUAAUCUCAAUGAAACCAGUCAACUGUGAUUUUUAAAUAAGAAAUAUUAGAACAAUGGUUCCGAAUGUAUUGUAUAAAGAAUUUAAAGUGUCAUAGUGUAUUAAUAAAAGCAAAUAUAUAUUAUUAACUAAAUGAUUAAAGACUGUUUGAAAAUAAUAAAUAUUGCAUUAGACGCCAUUUUAUUUUUCAGUUUGUUGUCAAAACUUAUUUUUUAUUUAUUUGACAAAUUGUUAUCAAAAUUUAAUAAUUUGCUCAUCUUAUCUCAGCGACAUAAUGCCGUCACGGCUAUUGACAAAACCCUUUGGUCGUUAAUACUAAAUAAAAAAUAAUCAUUUUUAAUCGAUUGAUCAUUCCGUAUAUAGGUAUGAAUAGGUAUAAAUAAGGUGGAAACGUUCAUUGGAGAUUAAUGAAAUCAGCGAAGUUUCCAUUAUACAAAAUCAUAUCUCUGGUAUUCUAUCCACGUUCAAAUGUGUGUUUAUAUACAAAACUUAUUGAAGUCGCACCCGAGAUUUUCUGUAGUAAACCAAUGAUGAUUGAUGAACUCUGCUGGCGCGCUCGUGUAGUAAAUGAUUAAAGUUCUUAAUAAAAUGAAAUGAAGCUAUUUUUAAUAAAUACUUAAACAGGAUAUAGAAUUGGUCUGUUCUACAUUCUGACCUAGCUGUUGCAGCUUCUGUGGCCUUGUUAUGCCCAGUAACCCCUUAAAUGAAACUAAGUGUUUCGUUUUUACAAUUAUGAAGGAAAUCCACCCAAUCAUCAUGAUUGGAACGGUUGACAUUCUUUCGUAAUACCACUGUCAAGGCGAGUACAUUUGACAUUGUUUCCGGUUGUUCUCGUUUUGAUGGUGGCAAGUAUAUGAUUGUAUAGACAAAACUAAGUGCUUAGGUCUAUCUAUCAACCACUUGCCUUGAAAUAUUGUCGAUUCAACUGUAUCCUAAAACCAAUAUCAACUUCAGCCAGCUCUUGAAAAAGGCCAUGUUAAGCUCAGUUUAAUUGAUCUAUUAUUAUCAAGAAUAAGUUUAUUGUCCCAUAUAAUAUUCUGAUAUUCUGAUAUCGUCAUAAUAGAUCAGUCUAGGCGUUGAGGCGGUGUCGAUUGAUAUCUCUAUUCCUCAGGAGAAGAAUUUCGUGAAAGGAAAAAAUAUAAUUUACUAAAACACUUGGGCUUUGAUUGAACUAUCGUUGUCCCGAUAGGUGUGGCGGUGUAUAGCGUAAACUUUUGACCAACACCUUAAGAAACUUCCGUUAGCUGGAUUAAGGUCCUGAAGCAGAAAACAUUGAUUCUUGGUAAAGCGUGUAUUUUUAGUAUUUAUCUCACUCUGAAGCCUCAAAAGUAUGUUGAAGCCUUAUAAGACGAAUCUAUUUUUGUAAAGUAUUUUUCGUCAAUUUUGUCAAACAGACACUGAUGCUUGAAUUUGGAAUAUAGAAGAAUACAGUAAAAUACCAUAGACCGUUACAAUCUAUUUUUUUGGGUUGUGUAUACAGUAAAAAUAUACGUUACGAAAAAUGAGAUAGGUGUUGCCAACAUUAAUGUUAUUUGAGAGCUGACAUUUGAUAUGUCGAAAAAAUACCAUUAUUCUUUCGUGAUAAUAGUUAAAUGAAUUCUUCCAGUUUUCAUUUAGAAUUAGUAAAUUAGUAGUAAAUAAAAAGUUUUUUUUUAAUAUCCUGACUGUGUUAGACCUUGGAGGGUUUGGUACCACAGUACUGCUUGUUUUCAUGGCCAAGUAACUGUUACUAUAUAGUGGUUUGAAAGGUAUGAUAAUAUGAGGUGGGGUUAGAUUCAAUAUAAGGCGACUCCCUCUUUCAACAUUAAGUCCUAUUAUAAUUGAUUCUAAUUACCUCUGUGGACUGAAAUGAAGUGAGCCACUACUGUGUUUUGGUUAGAAAAUUAUAGUUUAGUUGAAUGUUGUCUGUGAUAUGUAUCGUAUCAUUUUUUAUAAAUAAAUAUUUAUGUAGAAUGUAUGAAAAAUAUAGAAUCAUUUAUGAAAUUUGAUUUAUUCCUAAAAUCCUCAUUAAAUUAUCAUCCCUAUUUUAUUUUUUAUAUGUAAAAUUUAUAUGUAGUUUUAGUAAUUUUCAUAGAAGUCUAAUGUCAGAUAAAAAUAAAAUAAAAUAUUGAGAUAGAAA
Messenger RNA from Bombyx mori (domestic silkworm), 9017 nucleotides. It is a transcript of the gene key, whose product is annotated as NF-kappa-B essential modulator. The transcript has 14 exons. The coding region runs from base 1773 to 3479 and encodes 568 amino acids. Gene Ontology annotation, molecular function: DNA binding; K63-linked polyubiquitin modification-dependent protein binding. Gene Ontology annotation, cellular component: nucleus; cytoplasm. Gene Ontology annotation, biological process: regulation of canonical NF-kappaB signal transduction; DNA repair. NCBI's taxonomy places the organism in Eukaryota, Metazoa, Arthropoda, Insecta, Lepidoptera, Bombycidae. The record is from RefSeq and is a predicted model, not a curated record.